This is a messenger RNA of Pomacea canaliculata, 2222 nucleotides long. RefSeq lists its product as uncharacterized. The transcript is spliced from 3 exons. Lineage: Eukaryota; Metazoa; Mollusca; Gastropoda; Architaenioglossa; Ampullariidae. The record is from RefSeq and is a predicted model, not a curated record. Bases 52 to 1110 code for a protein of 352 amino acids. Gene Ontology annotation, molecular function: acyltransferase activity, transferring groups other than amino-acyl groups.
CUCAUUCCUCCAUCAGCGCAUACGUUUGGCUUGAAGCUAAUUUGCAAAACAAUGACUUCCGCAGAUGUUCUGGAUCUGUCCCACCAGCAGUACCCCGGCUUACGAUCCGGGCCCACCUUCCAGCGCCCACCCCCACAGCUCAAUGGGCUCACGGCGCUCGACCAGCGGAGUCGGCGACGACGACCUGGUCGGCUCUCCACCCCGGUUCCCAGCGUUCCUUGCGCGCUCGAUGGCGUGCGGGUGCGGCGAAUGGGGAUGCGGGAUUUGCAGACCGUGAAAACCUUGAUGAGAAGUGAAGGAUGGAACGUGGACUUCGGCAACAUGGCAGCCGUCUUCCGCAUCCAGCCCGCUGCAUUCUUCGUGGUUGAGACGGCAACGGGGGAUGUUAUUGGUCAUUGCAGCGCAUGCGUGCUAGACAAGGAAGUGGCCAUGCUGUCCUACCUGCUGGUUGACAACCAGCAUCAGAAGCAAGGACUGGGCUCGCUCUUGAUGCAAGCUGCCGCUCUAGUGCUCGGCUCCAGGACGAUUUGCUUCUACUCCGUGGAGGACGCCAUCCCCUUCUACGAGAAACGAGGCUUCCAGAAGCGUCGUUUCCAGGCUUUGGUGAGAGACUUUAGCCUGGCUCACGAAGACUUCGACCACCUGUCUCCCCCUAUGACCUUCUCCAUUUUUAAGUCCAGCGCAGUCGACUUUAGCGAUGUUAACGCCUACGACAAGAUCGUGCACGGCAUCGAGAGAGGCGAGUAUCUUCGCAAAUGGAUCCUCGGGUCCCAAAACGUCUCCUUUGUUGCCUUGGAAUCGACCUCUGACCGGGUAAUAGGGUACAUUUCCAUGAGUUUUGCCAGCGGACGCUGGGACAUCAACCCCCUGUACGCUGACUCGGACGACGUGGCCCUGCACCUGCUCAAGCGCGCGGCAGAAGAGGUCGGGGAGCCAAUCAGAACCUACGUGAGGAUCCCUGCCGACAGUUCAUCUGCCAUCAGGCUGUUCCAGCGACUGCGGGAUGUGCAGCAUCAUCGUGUUCUUUAUAUGAUGUCGGACCGCCCGUUGCGAGAAAUCAGCUCGGACAAAAUUUAUUCUUUGUCUACAGUUUGUUAUGGGCUGGUAUAGAGGAGAGCAGGUCGUCUAUACCCCCGAAGACUGAUGAAACAGCGAGUUUCUUCGUCCUCAUUUGUUUGGAACGGGAAGAUGCUGACUCUGUCGUAUGAGUUGCUGGCAGUGGAGAAACUUGUAUUCACUGGCCGUGUCUUCACAGUUCUAUGACUGCACAAGGGAAGCGGACAGACUAUUGCUCAGGGCGAGGGCGUCCAAACCCGAAGGCGUGCAUCCGGUUCGAUAACCGUAAAACCUCCCGGUUGACCUAGAUAUAGGGUGGAAACCUGACCCUCUAAAGGGUUGGGGAAAGUAAGGUAGUGAGAAAGAGGAGAAGGGCACUGCCCUAGCAGAAAAAAAAGACCUCUUGAGAAAAGGGCAGUCUGAAUGACUCAUUUCCCAUACCGCUGGGUCGUCGUACCUUUCAUUUUAGUGAGCUCCCAUCCCCAUUCACAGCUGAUGGAAACGUUACAGCUGUCACGUCUUUAGUCUGGAGCAGCAGAAACUCUGGACAAAAGAAUAUUUUUAACCAAGUGUUCUUGACAUGAACACAGUGCACGUAGCUUGGCAAGAUGGCAUCGUUGUCUAACGAGUGGUUAACUAUUAGACGAUCGCACGCCAUUUCUUGCAGCACGUUGAGGACUGUGAGGCAGUCUCUCUAACUAUAAUCAAAUCACAACAGGGUUAUGUUCAAGUUUGUGUGGAGAAGUCAAAAUGAACAUGUUCCUAUAAACCCGAUCGUGGAUUUCCUGUUUAUUUAUAUGGAAAAUUACUCUGUAUUUGAGAGAGAGGUUGUUUGCUUGUGUGGGUGGGCGGGCAGAUGAAUGGUAUUCCGAGAACAGAUUUUUUUUCUAUCGAGUGCAAUAAACUAUUUUAUAUGACUCAGAAAUCAAAUAUGUGGAGAAUAAAACAUGAUAUCUGGUUUCGGGACUGGUUUCUGUAUGUACUGGAUUCUGGUGCUACAAACAAUCUUGCUGAAGAAGUUCAAAAGUUUUAAAGAAUGGUGUUAAAGCGGUUAACUAGAAAGUACUCCGUAUCCAGGCUUUGGCUGCAUCUUUUUAAGUUUGUUUACACUCGCAUUUUUGUACAAGUUUCUGAGCGAAACUGAUAAAGUAAACCGAAUAAAAUAA